AUGGUUCAUCCUGGACUGUAUCUCGCGCCUGUGCUGCUCGGUCUACGUUCGGCGUUGAAGGAGGAUUUAGGCGCCUCGGCUGCUCAACUCGUAUACGGCGAGGCCGUGCGACUACCAGGCGAAUUCUUCUCCACCCCUGGCCCGCUCACACCAUCAGAACUUCUAGUACGCCUGCGGAGCAACUUGGAGGAAUUUUGUCCUGUGCCUGCCUCUAGCCACGCUAAACCUUCCUUAUUCGUGCACCCAGCUUUGCAAACAUCGAGUCACGUUAUGCUCCGGGUUGAUGCCUACAGGAAGCCGCUGACUCCCCACUACACUGGACCACACAAAGUCUUGGAACGAGGUGAGAAAACCUUCCAAAUUGAGAUUAAAGGGCGCCGCACCUCUUUAUCUAUUGAUCGCCUGAAGCCGGCGUACGCCGAGUCGGAGAACGUGCCCGACCGACCAGCUGAGCCGGUGACAGUCGAUGUGCCUUUACCCCCUGUAGUGCAAGUUGCCCCUCAACCAGCAGCCCCCAAUCCACCUGCAGCACCCCCAAAUUCACCACCAGCACCCCCACCCCAACAGCAAACCCCACAGUGCGCCAAAACCCUGCUAACUCCAACUCCGAACUACAAAGUGCAUCGACUCCGGCCGGUACGACUACUCGAUCUGGCCCAAGAUCUCCAAAUGGGGGCCCCUGUAGUGUACCGCGCCCCUUCGCGCGUGUUCUAG
Messenger RNA from Cloeon dipterum, 714 nucleotides. RefSeq lists its product as uncharacterized. NCBI's taxonomy places the organism in Eukaryota, Metazoa, Arthropoda, Insecta, Ephemeroptera, Baetidae. The coding region runs from base 1 to 714 and encodes 237 amino acids. The transcript has 2 exons. The record is from RefSeq and is a predicted model, not a curated record.